Molecule: messenger RNA, 534 nt
Organism: Strongylus vulgaris
Lineage: Eukaryota; Metazoa; Nematoda; Chromadorea; Rhabditida; Strongylidae
Source: the annotation of a GenBank genome assembly
AUGGCUGAUUUUCUAUUGUGUGCUCCUUCUUACCAAGUUCCUGAUCACUCUGAAGAAUUUGUUUGUCUGACAUAUCCUAUCUGGCCUUUAUCAUCCACUGUUGCAUUAAUUCCAAUAAUCGGUGGCCGAUUCGAAUUGUAUGCUGGAUUUAGUGCAAACUGUUUAGAUUACACAGUACCCACUACUAUGGAUGAAAACCACGAUUCGCCUACAGUAAAGAGUGAACUGCUCGCGGGAGAGGAUGUGUCCUUCAACACGCAUGCACUUCUGACGUACGAUUAUGAGCGCGAGAUUCAAAUUCUGGAGCGAGAUAUCCGUCAGCAAAAGGAAUCGAGUGUAAAUGCUAAAACAGCAAUUACUUUCGAACAACUGAGGAAAAUUCACAAUCUAGGAAAACUGCUUGGUCCGCAAAAGGAGAUAUUUUUUGAUAGGAUAUGCCGAGCUGCAGACAUACAAAGAGCCUCCUUGAAGAACAGGCUUAAACAAAACAAAGAGGUUGUUAACAAUGGCUUUCACGACAUAACUGCGGCUUGA